Messenger RNA from Ahaetulla prasina, 1716 nucleotides. Its product is annotated as zinc finger protein ZFP2-like. The transcript has 3 exons. The record is from RefSeq and is a predicted model, not a curated record. Bases 1 to 1716 code for a protein of 571 amino acids. NCBI's taxonomy places the organism in Eukaryota, Metazoa, Chordata, Lepidosauria, Squamata, Colubridae.
AUGGCCGAUCUCCAUCAACGGUCCCUCAGAGGAAAAGCUGCAUCCGAAACCUUGCCAGGCCUGGGCUGCACGGAACUUCCCAAAUUUUACGAAGGCCUGCAUUCCCCAGUGGAAGUGAAGGAAGAGUUGGUGGAGGAGGACAAACUCAGUGUGGUGCUACAAUGCCAACACUUCCGGCAGUUUCACUAUGAGGAAGCUGAAGGGCCUCAGAAAGUGUUUGGUCAACUCUGGGACCUCUGUUGCCAGUGGCUGAAGCCGGAGUGUCACUCUAAGGAGCAAAUCCUGGAGCUGGUGAUCUUGAAGCAGUUCCUGAUGAUCCUGCCGCUGGAAAUGCAGAACUGGGUUCGGGAACAGUGUCCGGAGAUGGGGAGCCAGGCGGUGGCUCUGGCCGAGGACUUUCUUCGGAGGCUGCCACAAGGAGAUGAGCAGAGGCUGUUGGCUGAUGAUGAGAAGAUGUGUCCCAAUCGUCUCCUUCAUGCUUCUCACACACAGGAAGAUCUGGCGGACUUGCGUCAUGAGCCUUCCAAUUCCGAAUUGGAUCCGUUGGAUAUCGUGAAAGUUGAAGUCCCCAUGGAUGGAGACAGAAGCUCUGACCAUCAACAUUAUUUCCUCGGAGAAGUGACAAAGGGAAUGUACAGUAGCAGAAGUAUGAAGGCCACUUUUGACUCUCCUCCAAGGAGCCAGAAAGUCCCCCUGAAGAAAAAACUGCACAAAUACCAAUAUUGUGAGAAGGUCUCCGACUGCCGCACCCACCUGAUUAUUCAUGAACGAACCCACACAGGAGAGAAGCCCUACAAAUGCUCGUUGUGUGGCAAAAACUUCAGUGAUAAAAUCAGGCACCUCAUCCACGAGAGAAUUCACACCAGGGAGAAGCUGUACAAAUGCUCCGAGUGCGGGAAGAGCUUUGGUACUCGCUGCAAUCUCCUAAGGCACCGGAGAGUUCACACGGGCGAGAAACCCUACUGUUGCUCGGACUGUGGCCAGAGUUUCCGGUACAGACCACAGUUAGUGAUUCACGAAGGGACCCACAAAGGGGAGAAGCCUUAUAAAUGUGCAGACUGUGGAGAAACCUUCGGUCAGAUGCGGCAUCUGGUGAUACAUAAAUGGACUCACAUGGGAGAGAGGCCUCACAAAUGCGCCGUCUGCAGCAAAAGUUUCAAUCAAAAGUCGGACUUUAUUACGCACACCAGGACCCACACUGGAGAGAAGCCGUAUGUCUGCACUGAUUGUGGGAAAAGUCUCAUUUCGAGUUGCCAGCUGAAGAAGCACGAGAGAAUUCACACCGGGGAGAAACCGUACCAGUGCGCAGAGUGCGGGAAAUGCUUCACUUACAGUUAUCACUUCACAAUGCACAAGCGAAUACACACGGGCGAGAAACCUUACCAGUGCCCGGAUUGUGGGAAAUGUUUCAUUUCUAGUUCUCACUCUCACCAUAAAAGGACGCAUACUGGCGAGAAGCCCUACCAGUGUACCUACUGCGGGAACAGUUUCAUUCAGCGAUCGCACCUUGUCAAACAUGAAAGGUCGCACAUGGGAGAGAGGCCCUUCAUCUGUUCCGAGUGUGGGAAGAGCUUCCCCCAAAGCCAAGGGCUCAAAAAGCACAUGCGGACUCACACUGGCGAGAAGCCAUACGGGUGCCUCAAAUGCGAGAAAAUGUUCUCCAGUUCCUUUAAUCUGUCCAGGCAUCAGAAAAUCCAUGUGAGGGAGAAGCUAUAA